Nannospalax galili (Upper Galilee mountains blind mole rat) is the source of this 1354-nucleotide messenger RNA. Its product is annotated as zinc-finger homeodomain protein 2-like. The transcript has 2 exons. Bases 37 to 708 code for a protein of 223 amino acids. NCBI's taxonomy places the organism in Eukaryota, Metazoa, Chordata, Mammalia, Rodentia, Spalacidae. The record is from RefSeq and is a predicted model, not a curated record.
UGGCCAGCGCUUGCGCAGCCGCCAUGUUCGGUUGCUAUGCUGCGGCCUAGGAGACCGGGUGUGCUUGAGGGAGGAGGAGGAGACGGAGGAGGAGGAGGAGGAGAGGGAGGAGGAAGGAGCCAAGGAGGAGGAGAAGGAGGAGGAGGUGACCGAACUUCUCCUCUGCACUCUCACACAUCGAAGCCGCCUGGAGUCCCCGUCGCCUCACACGCGCUCUUGCUCUGUGGUCGCGAUUUUGUUCUCUCAGGACUAUUGGGUCCUGUUAGAAAGCGGGGCCCCGGCUUGGGAAGACGACUUUGGCCCGGGGUCCGCAGUGGGGCCCGCGGCACUUGGGGGGCGCGCGUGUUGAGGAUUAGCUCAUCCUCUCUGCGAGGUGCGAGCGCGCCGCCGGCCCCGCAGGAUGACGGGGUGCUGCUGGCGGCCGUGGGCCGAGGUGCGGCCGCUGUGGCGGCGGCUCGCGGGGCGCUGACGGACCGGCACCCCACGCGGGCCACGCGCCUCUCGGCUGAGCGCGGCCGCAGGCCUCCGGGCUUCUUUCGUUUGGAUUCUUUUUUCUCCAGCCGAGAGGACGCGGCUGUGGUAACGAAGGAAUCUGUACUUGGGCCCCGAAAGUUGAAAUGGCACGACACACAUAAAGCCUUCACUUCGAUUUUUAUAAUGUUCUGGAGUCGUCACUGCCUUAGUCUUCAAAUAUCUAGGACCUCUUAGAGGAGAAAUGCGUGCUGCUGGCAUUUUGGGAAUUCAAGCGCAAUGAGUGACCUGUGGCCCCAUGGCUUUAAAUUUUUGUGUUUCAGUGACAGUGUUUGUUAAUAGUUACCGGAAAAAUGGAAUUGUUCUUCAUGUCCAGGAACAGUUCCCACACCUGGAUUGGCUCAGGAAUAAAUAUUUCUACAAGCCAAUUCGGAGAUUGAAGAGAAGCUAGAAUUAUUCAAAUAUAAAGUAGUUGUGGUGUCUGUAGACACCUAACUAUGCCUUCCCGGGGUUCCCGCCGACGGAACCGUCUAGAGUUCCUUCCACUGGUGAUGUUUCUGCGAAACUUAGGCGGGGAGACUCUGGCCUGCAUGCAGAAUGCCAUCAGGGUGCCAGGGCGGUCAGCAGGCUCCGAGAGUGGCCCCGGGAGGACCUGUGUCCACCAGCCACUUCGGGAGCAGCAGCUAGGGGUGACCGCCCUCGGAGCCAGCCUACUGGGCAGGUUUAAAACGUGGCCUUGGAGGAAAAACAAAAACAAAAAGCCAGUGUCAGCCUGCUGAAAGACUACUGGAACGAAAGCCAGAGCUCUGUGAAGUCCUGGGCUUCUGAACCUUAGUGUAUCAGAUUGGGGAGGGGGGACCUUAAGCAGUUAUUCAGUGUGCUU